Molecule: messenger RNA, 13936 nt
Organism: Papilio xuthus (Asian swallowtail)
Lineage: Eukaryota; Metazoa; Arthropoda; Insecta; Lepidoptera; Papilionidae
Product: Dynein heavy chain 1
Exons: 49
Coding region: 1-13896 (4631 amino acids)
Biological process (GO): microtubule-based movement
Cellular component (GO): axonemal dynein complex
Molecular function (GO): dynein light intermediate chain binding; minus-end-directed microtubule motor activity; ATP hydrolysis activity
Source: RefSeq, a predicted model, not a curated record
AUGUUUGUAUAUAAUAUUAAACCUGGGUCCAGUGAGGAAGAAGAGGAAGAAGAUGUUAUGGAUAUUUUGCAGAAAAGACGAGAAGAAUGCGAACGCAAAGCAAGGAGGGGGGAGAUGGACCCCCGUUUGGAGUUUACAUUCCAACUCCUUAUCGACGGGACGGGACUGCCAAGACAUGCUAUCAUGGAUCAUGUCUUUGAAGGAAACAUGUUAGACGAUAUCAACCAGCUUUUUCUCCCCCACAUGAGGAACAAACUUCUUUGGUAUUACCAAGAUGUGGAAGAAGUAGAACAGCGACUGCCAGUGGAGGGAACAAAGCCUCGACAGCAAGGCCAGGCGAAACUACCGCCCCCACAAGUGACGCUCAAGAAGAAAUUGUUCCUAUCAGAUGGUUGGGAUGUGAAGUUCACUGGCAUAUGCAUUUAUAUGUUCAGAAUCAACGUCAGCAAACAGUUACCAGAAGAAGGCUUCCAUAAAGACUUGUUUUGUGGAAUUUUAAACGCGGGCAAGGUGGGUUUGGUGACGGCGAUAGAACGUGUCAUGGAACACGUAUACAUGAACGCCCUGGCUCAUCCGAGUAGCGAUGGCGAUGAAGAUGAAACUAGAUUUCCAAUCGUGAAGAAUCAAUUACUGCCCGGACUCAGAUCUUUUUGUAGCGCUUUAAAAGUAUGUGAAGAUGUUUGCAAUCAAGUGAAUUUAUUUGACGAUGGCAAAGCUGUAAUGGCUAACUUACAAGAUCAUAAUGAACUAAAAGAGAUGACUAAAAACCCAAACACUAUUACUAUGCUAGAAGAAAGGGUGGAUGAGUGGGUGAAAAAAAUCAUGGAGAUACUCAGCGAGAGCGAGCAACUGCGUCGCGAAGUAGAUUCCAGCGGACCACAGGACGAGCUGGAAUACUGGAAGAAAAGAGGAGCGCAAUUCUCACAGCUGGUGUCGUACUUGCAGGAUAAUGAAGUUCAACUUACCCUGACAUGUUUACAACUGGCUAAUUCAAGAUCAAUUAAACUUUGGCGCGAUACUGAUCAUAAAAUAACAUUUUGUUACAAUGAAGCAAAGGAUAAUGCAAAGUUUAUUCAAGCCAUGGAAAAAUGUUGUCAUUCCCUUUACCUGGACGAUCCUGUUAAGAUAAACGAUUCAAUACUCAGCCUGUUACAAACCGUUCGUUUGAUACACAGCGUCUCACAAUUUUACAACACCUCGGAAAGAAUAUCAUCCUUAAUGGUCAAAAUAACGAAUCAAAUGAUUGAAACUUGUAAGCAGUACAUCACAAGUCGUUUUAAAGAAACUAUUUGGUCACAAGAACGCAUGGUGGUACGCGAGAAACUCUUGCAUUGUAUAAACUUGAACAAAACUUAUAGGGAUACAUAUAUUUACGUGAAGAAUCAACCUUUUUUACCUAACGUUGAACAGUUUAGCUUCUCCGAAAACUAUGUGUUUGGUAAAUUUGAUACUUUCUGCAAGAGAUUGAAUAAAAUCAUAGCAAUGUUUGAUAUGAUGGACGAUUAUAAUAACUUAUUUGAAAAAAGGAUGGAGGGAUUAUUACUUGGUGAAGAUUUGGAAGAUGCCAUGCAUGCUUUCCAAGAGGCUAAGAAAGCGGUCACCACGUGUCAGUAUGAUUAUUUAGAUUAUAGGAAUAAUGAAUUUGACAAGGACUAUCAAACAUUUGAAGCAAAAACUAACACACUUCGGGAAUCAAUUGGAAAUACAAUAGAAGUGAACUUCGCAAGUGUUUGGGAAACGCCACAAGGAAUAAAAUUUUUGACAAGAUUUGAAAAGGUCAGUCAAAAAAUUUUAAUAACAAAAUUAAAAGAAAAAUACGACAGAGUUUUAAAAUAUUGCGAAAAGGAAGUCGACAAAAUAAUGAAAAUGUUUAAACGUCAAAAAGAUGAUCCACCUUUACCAAGAAAUUAUUCACCAAUAGCAGGUCGCAUAAAAUGGGCGCGAUGUUUAAUGCACAACAUGACAGAGACGGUGGAAAGCGUGUGCUCGCACCCCGUACUGCGCGCGCUGCCCGCCGCCGCCGAUAUGAUGCGCAAGUAUUCGGCUACGCGCACCCUCAUUCACAACUACGAAGACACUAUGCGCGCUGUAUGGAUGAAUCAAAAUUUAUGCGAUGUUGAUGACAGUCUCAAUAAUACAUUAUUAAAAAUUGACGAAUCUGGUCGUGUAGCAGUCAAUUUGGAUCAUACCAUCAAACUAUUGAUAAGGGAAUCAGACUGCCUUGUUAAAAUGGACAUCGACUUGCCCAUCGUGUGUCACUCUCUGUAUGCCAAAAAGAACUACUUUACAAUCGUCAAUGAUUCACUGCAGUUUCUGCUGGAAGAUUAUCUCGCGACGCUGCGUCGUGUUAAGUUAGAAGUGAGACCACUCUUCUUACCUCAAGUGGUCCGACUUUCCUCUCUCUUGCUGCCCGGGUUGAAAACAGUAACGUGGACGAGUGAGGAUUGGAAAGAGUUCAUUGACCGCGCCAAUUCGGCCAUCAAAAGUUUCGAUGUGUUGGUGACGAGGGUACAUGACAUAUACUCAAAUAGAAUCAUUUAUGUGCUUGCUGGUAUGCAGGAAGUUUCCUUAGUGAAUUUACCAGAGAGCGAGGUACCUUGGUCCAUGGAGGAGUUUAUCGAACACGUAGAAUCUGGAAGCCGAAACGCCUGCGUGGAGUUGAACCGAAAGAGUUUGAUGGUGGAGGAAGCUGUCGAAGAGGUUUUGGACUUAGUAAAGAAGGCGGCUCAGCAAAUCAAGCCAACAGAAAUAAACCCCGACUUCGAGUUCCUUAUCGGUGAAGGUAUAAGCCUGAAAGUCAGCGGCCAGCAGGACUGGUCCGCAGUGUGGGAGUGCUUUGACAACCCUCACAAGUUGCUGUCAACACCCGCUGGUGGUCUCUCUAAAGGAAUGCAGGAAAUGGUGAAGAAUGCAGUCAGCGAAAUGCGUCGUUACUAUAGUAGAAAAGUAAUAGACGUGCUCAUCAAAGUGACACGACGAGGCUUGGACCUUAUAAUCAAGCAAUUCUCUAAGGAUAACGAAGCUACUGGUCAAAAGAAACCAAUGUUUCUGCUACAAGCGACAUUGAUGAUACCAAAUGUGUCAGUUAAACCAACACUUGAAGAAAUUCAAGAGGUCUUGGUUCUUGCUGGUAAACAUAUUUCCGGGUUAUCAAAAGGCGUCUCACAAUGGAGCGGAGGAAAAACAUCCAGGGUGAGUUGGAAGAAACUCGCGGUCAACCCAUCGAGCCAGUUAUUAGGAGUAGUUACCAAGCUUGACGAACAGGUCCAAUCAGUAAACAACAUGGCGACAAAAUCAAUGAGACUGGGUGAAGCGGCAAAAUUAAAAAAGAAGAAAUACUACAGAUUGCAAUCAGAGGAGAAACCGGUGUUUCCAUUGCAACAGAAAAAUUUCUACAGUCAUGUUAUGGAGAACAAAGAGAUUGUUAAAACUUUGUCAUUAUUAUCAACGUGUACGCAAAAUGUUAAGAUUGAACUGAAUACCCUUGUAAAACGCUGGAGACCAUAUCACUAUUUAUGGAAAUGUGAGAAAACUCUUCGUCAAUUAUUAGCAUGGACAUUAAAUGAUUUUGAAAUUGCUUUGAAGAGACACAGUGAAUUAGAAGCAAAGCUUUAUACGGAACCGGAUGUGUUGAUUAUAGGAAAUUGCUUGGCAGUGUCAACAGAGAAGCUUAAAUUAGGUCUGAACACAGAACUUAAAAAUGGUACGUACAGAAUAAGUCAAGCGAUGCGCAAAAAGUACAAACGCGAAAUGGACUACGUUUAUGCGAUAAUGAAUGAUUUAGAACGCAAGCUUGAAAGACCAAUAAGGGAUUUAGACGAUGUAAGAACUGUUAUGGAAACGUUGAAGAAAAUUCGAGAACAAGAAGUUGAUAUGGAACUCAAGAUUGACCCAGUUGAGGAAGCAUUUAACGUCAUCACCCGUUACGAGCUACCAGUAAGCAAAGAGGAUAUAGAGCAAGUUGACAAUCUUCGGUACACCUGGCAACAGUUGCAAGCGACCGCUCUCGCUUCCCACGUGCAACUGCUUAAGAUGCAGCCGCAAUUCGAAGACGACCUCAAGAACAAUUUGGAUAGGUUUCGCGACGAUAAUACUGAUUACUGCCACGAGUACAGACACGCUGGUCCGAUGCAGCCGGGCUUGAGUCCUCGUGAGGCCUCCGACCGACUGAUAUUAUUCCAGAAUCGAUUUGAUGGUAUGUGGAGAAAACUGCAGACGUAUCAAAAUGGGGAAGAAUUGUUCGGCUUGCCUCAUACUGAGUAUCCAGAACUCGCGCAAAUCAGAAAGGAACUAAAUUUGCUCCAAAAACUUUACAAACUCUACAAUGACGUGAUAGACAGAGUGAGCAGUUACUAUGACAUACCGUGGGGUGAAGUAAACAUUGAAGAAAUUAACAAUGAACUUAUGGAAUUUCAAAAUAGGUGUAGAAAAUUACCUAAAGGAUUAAAAGAAUGGCCAGCAUUCUACGCGUUAAAGAAAACAAUUGAUGAUUUUAACGACAUGUGCCCUCUUCUCGAGUUGAUGGCAAAUAAAGCGAUGAAGCCGCGUCACUGGCAACGGAUUAUGGAAGUCACCAAAUAUAAUUUUGAACUCGAUAACGAAGAUUUUUGCUUGAAAAACAUUUUAGAAGCACCAUUGCUCCAAAACAAAGAGGAUAUUGAGGAUAUUUGUAUAUCCGCGAUGAAAGAAAAGGAUAUCGAAGCUAAGUUGCGUCAAGUUACAAAUGAGUGGUCGGUGCACGAACUCACUUUCCAAACAUUUAACAAUCGUGGCGAGUUACUACUCCGCGGCGACACCACAGCUGAGACAAUUGGCCAGCUUGAAGAUAGUCUUAUGAUCUUGGGAUCCCUUUUAUCAAACAGAUAUAAUGCACCGUUCCGAAAGCAGAUACAACAGUGGCUAUUCGACUUGCAGAGCACAAAUGAGAUCCUUGAACGAUGGCUGCUCGUGCAAAAUAUGUGGGUGUACCUAGAGGCAGUCUUUGUUGGUGGCGACAUUGCAAAACAGCUUCCAAAAGAAGCUAAGCGUUUCUCUAAAAUUGACAAAUCCUGGCAAAAGAUUAUGCAACGAGCUCACGAGACUCCCGGCGUUGUUUCUUGCUGUGUUGGAGAUGAUCUUCUGCGACAACUCCUGCCCCAUCUGCAGGAGCAAUUGGAACUCUGCCAGAAGAGUUUAAGCGGCUACUUAGAGAAGAAGAGAACUAUGUUUCCAAGAUUCUUCUUUGUGUCAGAUCCAGCUUUACUUGAGAUUUUGGGUCAGGCAUCGGAUUCACAUACAAUACAAAAUCAUUUACUAUCUAUAUUUGACAAUAUUAGAUACGUGAAAUUCCAUGACAUCGAAAUUAAACUCGAGAGACCGGUACGAGCUGAGGGUUCUGUAGAAACAUGGUUGACGUCCCUACUGCAAUCUGCUCAAAGUAGUCUGCACUCGAUUAUACGUAAUGCUGUGUCAGUUCUCAAUGAUCCUUCUUUCAAUUUAUUACUGUUCCUUGAUAAAAUGCCGGCGCAAGUCGGGCUGCUAGGAAUACAAAUAAUUUGGACACGGGACGCAGAAUUAGCUUUGAUGCAAGCUCGACAAGAUAAGAAGAUAAUGAUGGAAACUAACAACAAAUUUUUGGAACUUCUAAACACUCUCAUAGACCAAACAACAAGAGACCUGCAUAAAAUUGAACGCAUCAAAUUUGAAACCCUUAUCACCAUACAUGUCCACCAAAGAGAUAUAUUUGAUAUGUUGUGUCGUCUCAACGUGCGAUCAGCGAAUGACUUCGAGUGGUUGAAGCAGUGUCGCUUCUAUUUCAAGGAGGACGCAGACAAGACAUGGAUCUCGGUAACAGAUGUCACUUUUGCUUACCAAAAUGAAUAUUUGGGCUGCACCGAAAGAUUGGUCAUCACGCCGUUGACAGACCGAUGCUAUAUAACAUUAGCUCAAGCAUUGGCUAUGAGCAUGGGCGGAGCGCCUUGCGGUCCCGCAGGCACAGGGAAAACAGAAACUGUCAAAGAUAUGGGCAAAACUCUGGCUAAAUAUGUCGUAGUCUUCAACUGUUCCGAUCAAAUGGAUUACAGAGGCCUCGGCCGUAUUUACAAAGGUUUGGCACAAUCGGGUUCUUGGGGUUGUUUUGAUGAGUUCAAUCGUAUUGAGUUGCCUGUACUGUCAGUGGCUGCGCAACAAGUUGCCGUCGUCCUGGCAGCUAAGAAAGAAAAGAAAAAGACCUUUUUGUUCACAGACGGAGAUAUGUCUGAUAUGUGCCCGGAGUUUGGUAUAUUUAUUACAAUGAACCCGGGCUACGCUGGACGUAAAGAGCUUCCAGAAAAUCUGAAGAUUCAAUUUCGUACAGUAGCUAUGAUGGUGCCAGACAGACAAAUCAUCAUCAGGGUAAAGUUGGCUUCAUGCGGUUUUCUUGAGAAUAUCACACUUGCUCGAAAGUUUUACACGCUUUACAAAUUGUGUGAGGAACAGUUAACAAAACAGGUUCACUAUGAUUUUGGACUUCGAAACAUUCUAUCAGUUUUGAGAACUCUAGGUGCUGUAAAGCGAAUUAAUUCAAAAGACAAUGAAAGUACGAUCGUGAUGCGUGUCCUACGAGAUAUGAAUUUAUCUAAAUUGAUAGACGAAGAUGAACCAUUAUUUAUAUCUUUAGUAGCUGAUCUAUUUCCUAAUCAAGUAUUGGAAAAAACUACAUACCCCGAACUAGAAGACGCAAUAAGGAAACAAGUUGAUCAAGCUGGUUUAAUCUAUCAUCCACCAUGGGUGUUGAAGAUUAUACAGCUUUACGAGACACAGAGGGUACGACAUGGUAUUAUGAUUCUGGGUCCACCUGGCGCCGGGAAAACAACGUGUAUUCAUACCUUGAUGACUGCUUUAUCUAACAUAGAAGACCCGCACAAAGAAAUGCGUAUGAAUCCUAAAGCUAUAACUGCGGCGCAAAUGUUUGGACGUCUAGAUGUUGCCACAAACGACUGGACCGACGGUAUAUUCUCAGCUCUAUGGCGAAAAACAUUAAAAAUCAAAACAGGAGAACAUAUUUGGUUGGUUCUCGACGGUCCGGUAGACAGCAUAUGGAUUGAAAAUUUGAAUUCAGUGCUUGAUGAUAAUAAAACACUGACUUUAGCUAAUGGUGACCGAUUGACAAUGUCUCCUACUUCAAAAAUUAUUUUCGAACCAGAAAAUAUCGAUAACGCCUCUCCUGCAACCGUUUCUCGUAAUGGAAUGGUAUACAUGAGUUCUUCAGGCUUGGAUUGGGAGCCAGUCCUCAGCGCAUGGCUUAUGUCAAGAUCUCAAAGGGAAAUAGAAGUUUUUAGUGCUCUAUUUGAACAGACAUUUCUAAGUACCUACACAUGGUGUACUCAGAAUCUUACCUUCAGUAUGCGAGUACUUCAGAGCAACAUAGUUUUUCAAAUGCUUAAUAUAUUAGAAGGUCUAGUACCACCACAGAUCGUAGAAGUAGAAGAACCUUCAGCAAAUAAAUCGGUAAAUGGUGACUUAGACGAUGAAGAAGAAAAGGAAAAAUCGGAAGAAAUUAUUCUCUUUACGCAUGAACAUUUACAUAAAAUUUAUAUUUUUGCAUUGAUAUGGGGAUUUGGAUCACUUCUUGAAACAGAAGAUAGAGCUAGGUUUGAUAAGCAUAUUAAAACAUCUUUCGUGGACAUUCUGGAACUACCAAAACACCCAAGUAAUAAACCUAGUAUUGUUUUUGACUUUUAUGUGAAACAUCCUGGUAAAUGGGAGUUAUGGGAUGAUUUGAUGACUAACUAUCAAUAUCCUGACACCGCAACACCUGAUUAUUCGAGUAUCCUAGUUCCAAUUGUAGAUAACGUGAGAAUUAAUUAUCUUAUACAUUGUAUUGCAAAACAAGGAAAAGCAGUACUUCUUUUAGGCGAACAAGGAUCAGCGAAAACGGUUAUGAUGAAAGCCUAUAUGAAAAAUGCUAACCCAGAACAAUUCAUGGGUCGUUCAUUUAAUUUUUCCUCUGCAACGAGUCCUUAUCAAUUCCAAAAAACUAUAGAAAGCUACGUCGAAAAACGUAGUGGCAUGACUUUUGGUCCACCGGGAGGUAAAAAAAUGUUAGUGUUUAUAGAUGACAUAAAUCUUCCACAAAUAAAUGAAUGGGGUGAUCAAAUAACAAAUGAAAUUGUAAGGCAGACAAUGAGCAUGGGAGGAUUUUAUAGUUUGGAAAAACCUGGAGAUUUUACUACAAUUGUGGAUAUUCAAUUCUUAGGUGCUAUGGGACAGCCAGGUGGGGGACGAAACGAUAUUCCAGCACGUUUGAAGAGACAAUUUUCUAUAUUCAACUGUCCUUUGCCUAACAAUGAAUCAAUAGAUAAAAUUUUCAAAGUCAUAGGUGAAGGUCAUUAUAAUGUUAAACGUGGUUUUACUGCAGAAGUAAGAUCUCUCAUAAAACGUGUAAUACCUUUAACAAGAGAACUAUGGACACGAACGCGCCAGAAACUAUUACCUACACCAGCUAAGUUCCAUUAUGUAUUUUCGUUAAGAGAUUUGUCAAGAGUUUGGCAAGGUAUGGUAGGGACCUUGCCGACUGUAAUCGAAUCGGAAAAGUGUCUCAUGCUGUUAUGGAAACACGAAUGUUCCCGAGUGUUUUCAGACAGGUUUACACAUCAAGCUGAUAAAGAUUGGUUCAAUGGCGCCCUGUACGAAAUUGCUACAGAUGUAUUGGGUGUGGAAUACAAAAAAAUGAUGGAUAAAGAUCCCGUAUUUGUUGAUUUUAUGAGGGACGCACCGGAACCGACUGGUGAAGAAGGUGAGGAUGCUGAUAUGGAGUUGCCGAAGGUUUAUGAGCCGGUGUUUGAUUUUGAAGAAUUACGGGACAGAUUAGACAUGUUUCUAUCGCAAUUCAAUGAAAUGGUCAGAGGCUCUGGAAUGGAUUUGGUGUUUUUCCCUGACGCAAUGCUUCAUUUAGUAAAAAUAUCUCGAGUUAUAAGACACCCCAGAGGAAAUGUAAUGCUAGUGGGCGUAGGAGGGUCUGGCAAGCAAUCGCUAACAAAACUAUCAACUUUUAUUGCUGGAUAUCGUUCCUUCCAAAUAGCUUUAACAAGAUCAUACAAUGUCGGUAACUUUUUAGAAGAUCUUAAGUUAUUAUACAGAUCAUGUGGUGUACAAGGUAAAGGAACUACAUUUAUAUUUACUGAUUUGGACAUUAAAGAAGAAGGCUUUUUGGAAUAUUUAAAUAAUAUAUUAUCUUCUGGGGUCAUAUCUAAUUUGUUUACCAAGGAUGAACAGCAAGAAAUUAUUUCGGAACUAACACCAAUUAUGAAGAGAGAAAACCAGAAGCGAACUUUAACUAAUGAACUAGUAAUGGAGUAUUUUCUUAACAGAACCUGCCAAAACCUUCACGUUGUUUUAUGUUUCUCGCCAGUUAGUGAAGCAUUUAGGUAUCGAGCUUUACGUUUUCCUGCUCUUAUAUCUGGUUGUACUAUUGACUGGUUUCAACCUUGGCCAAAAGAUGCUCUAGUAUCUGUUGCGGACCAUUUUCUGGCAGAAUUUGAGAUAGAGUGCACUAAAGAAGUUAAAAAAGAACUCGUAACAGUCUUAGGGACGAUUCAAGAUGUUGUAUCUAAAGUAUCUACAGACUAUUUCCAACGAUUUAGAAGGUCGUCUCAUGUAACACCAAAAUCAUAUCUUAGCUUUAUAGGAGGUUACAAAACUAUUUAUCAAAUGAAGCAAAAAGAACUAGGGGACGGGGCACUGAGAAUGGAUACUGGAUUAGAAAAGCUUCGUGAAGCUUCCAUUUCUGUUGAAGUUUUAAAGAAAGAUUUAGCGGUUAUGGAACAAGACUUAGCUUUAGCAUCUGAAAAAGCUGACCGAGUACUGACUGAAGUUACUGAGAGGGCUAUGCAAGCAGAGAUAGUAAAAAAUCAAGUGCAAAUAGUUAAAGAAAAAGCCGAAGCCUUAGUAGCUUACAUUGCUGAAGAAAAAGAGAAAGCUGAAAUUAAAUUAGAAGCGGCUAAGCCCGCUCUUGAAGAAGCAGAAGCGGCUCUUAAUACAAUAAAACCAGCACACAUUGCUACUGUCAGAAAGUUGGGUCGGCCACCACAUCUUAUUAUGAGAAUUAUGGACUGUGUACUAAUUUUAUUCCAACGCAGAUUGCAUCCGUUAAUACCAGAUACUGCUGCACCUUGCCCGAAACCUUCGUGGGCCGAGUCCCUUAAGAUGAUGGCGAGUACAACAUUUCUUCUACAAUUACAAAACUAUCCAAAGGAUAUUAUCAAUAACGAAAUGGUAGAACAUUUAGUUCCAUAUUUUGAAAUGGAAGACUAUAAUAUGGAUACCGCUAAACGUGUUUGCGGGGACGUUGCUGGUUUACUUUCCUGGACAAAAGCAAUGGCAUUCUUUCACAGCGUUAACAAGGAAGUUUUGCCUCUAAAGGCAAAUCUUUUAUUGCAAGAAGCAAGAUUAAAAGUGGCUAUGGAAGAUUUAGCAUCUGCAGAAAGACAACUGGAAGAGAGAGAAAUGUCGCUGCGAAAAGUCAAGGAACAGUAUGAGUCAGCAGUAUCUGAGAAACAACAAUUAACAGACGCGGCCAAUGUUUGUCUGAGGAAAAUGACAGCAGCUACAGCCUUGAUAAAUGGCCUAGGAGGCGAAAAAAUAAGAUGGACACAACAAAGUAAAGAUUUUAAAGAACAACUUGGUAGAUUGGUUGGUGAUGUUGUAUUGGCAACAGGAUUUUUGUCAUAUUGUGGACCGUACAAUCAAGAAUUCAGAAAUAGCCUGUUCAAUACGUGGAUGGGAAUUCUUCAGAGUAAACAUAUACCAGUCACAGAUAAUUUAAACAUCACAAAUAUGUUAGUAGAAAGUGCCACUAUAUCUGAGUGGACUCUUCAAGGUCUACCAAAUGAUGAACUUUCCGUUCAAAAUGCUUUAAUUGUUACAAAGUCUAGCUCAUAUCCUCUGUUAGUUGAUCCACAAAGCCAAGGUAAAAAUUGGAUCAAGAAUAAAGAAAGCACUAACGAACUUCAAAUUACUUCAUUGAAUCAUAAAUAUUUUAGAACACACCUUGAAGAUAGUUUAUCUCUCGGAAGACCACUUUUGAUUGAGGAUGUUGGCGUAGAACUAGAUCCAGUCAUAGAUAACGUUUUAGAAAAGAAUUUCAUUAAAUCAGGUUCUAUUGAAAAAGUUAUAGUAGGUGAUAAGGAAUGUGACGUGAUGCCGGGCUUCAUGCUUUACAUUACAACUAAAUUGCCGAAUCCUGCUUACUCUCCAGAAAUUAGUGCAAAAACAUCGAUCAUAGAUUUCACAGUCACAAUGCAAGGUCUGGAGGACCAGUUGUUGGGUCGAGUAAUAUUAAUGGAAAAAUCAGAUUUGGAAGAAGAACGAGUUGCUCUUUUUGAAUCAGUGAUGAAAAAUCAAAGAAGUAUGAAAGAGUUGGAAAGCAAUUUGCUAUGCCGACUGACAUCAUCCGAAGGAUCUUUAGUCGAUGAUGAAGCGUUAAUUCAAGUUUUACAGAUAACUAAAACCACAGCUGAAGAAGUGAAUGAAAAAUUGAUAGUAGCUGAAGUAACCGAAAAGAAAAUCAUCAAAGCUAGAGAAGAAUUUAGGGCUGUUGCUGCUAGAGGUUCUAUUUUAUAUUUUUUGAUUGUUGAAAUGAGUGAUGUAAACAUUAUGUACCAAAAUUCUUUGAAGCAAUUCCUAAAUAUAUUUGAUAAUUCUAUAACUAAGUCAACAAAGAGUAAUGUUACCGAAGAAAGAAUAAACUUGAUACUGAAAUACCUUACGCAUGAAGUAUGGGCCUUUACUUUGCGAAGUUUAUACGAGAGGCACAAAGCUCUGUUUACUUUGAUGUUAGCCAUGAAAAUAGACUGCCAUCGAGGUCUAAUAUCUCAUGACGAAUUCAUGGCUUUUGUAAAGGGUGGUGCAUCACUUGACUUAAAUGCCGUUACGCCAAAGCCAUUUAAAUGGAUUUUGGAUAUAACUUGGCUUAAUUUGGUUGAAAUUAGUAAAUUGAAAAUAUUUUCAGACGUUCUUCAAAAAAUAGCAACAAAUGAAAAAGAGUGGCGGGUGUGGUAUGAAAAGGCAAAACCUGAGGAAGAGACGAUCCCAUCCGGUUACAACGAGAGUCUCGAUGUUUUUCGUAAGUUACUGCUGAUAAGAUCCUGGAGUCCUGACCGAACAUUGUCACAAGCGCGCAAGUAUAUAGUCGAUUCGCUUGGUGCUGAAUACGGAGAAGGGCGAAUCCUAAACCUCGAAAGUACUUGGCAAGAGUCUGAACCUCGAACACCGCUCAUUUGCAUACUAUCAAUCGGAUCAGAUCCUUCUGCCCAAAUUGCGACAUUGGCUAAGUCAAAAGAUAUUGUUUUGAAAGCAGUCUCAAUGGGUCAGGGCCAAGAAAUCGUAGCCCGUAAGAUGAUUUCAGACUCGAUGAGUGAAGGAGGCUGGGUGUUGUUGCAAAAUAUUCAUUUGUCUCUACCGUUUUGCGUCGAAGCUAUGGAUGCCCUGAUUGAAACUGAACACAUCCAAGAAUCUUUUCGACUUUGGCUCACAACUGAAGUGCAUACAGAUUUUCCAAUAGGUUUGCUGCAGAUGGCAAUCAAAUUUACUAACGAGCCACCUCAAGGAAUUCGAGCCAGCAUGAAAAGAACUUAUCAAAAUAUCACCCAAGAUACUUUGGAUUAUUCUUCUCUAUCCCAAUGGCCUCCACUACUAUAUGCUGUUGCAUUUUUGCACACUAUCGUGCAAGAAAGAAGGAAAUUUGGACCUUUGGGGUGGAAUAUUCCUUAUGAGUUUAAUCAAGCUGAUUACGCUGCGAGCGUCCAAUUUAUUCAGAACCAUUUAGACGAAAUUGACCCGAAGAAAGGAAUUUCAUGGCCUACUAUUUGUUACAUGCUCGGAGAGGUACAAUACGGUGGUCGGGUGACUGAUGAUUUCGACAAACGUUUACUGACCACAUUUACUAACGUAUGGUUUUGCGACGUGCUUCUAAGACCAGGUUUUGAAUUCUACAAAGGUUACAAAGUGCCACAAACGAGGAAUAUACAAGGAUACGUAGAUUACAUAAACCAAUUGCCUUUGACUGAUACUCCUGAAGUAUUUGGAUUGCAUGGUAAUGCAGACAUUACAUAUCAGAUAAACAGCGCUAAAGAUAUAUUGGAUACUAUACUUAGUGUUCAACCUAAAGAAGGAGGCAGUCAGGGAGGUGAAACUAGAGAAAGUAUAGUAUAUCGUUUAGCUGAAGAUAUGUUGGAAAAACUACCUAAACAGUAUGUCACUUUCGAAGUUCGAGAGGCUCUACAAAAGAUGGGCGCAUUUUUACCAAUGAAUAUUUUCUUAAGGCAAGAGAUUGACAGAAUACAGCGAGUCAUAAAAACAGUAUUCACGACUUUAUGCGAUUUGAAACUGGCGAUUGAUGGUACAAUCGUGAUGAGCCAAGGGCUACGAGAAUCUUUAGAUGCUAUGUACGAUGCAAGAAUACCCAGUCAAUGGUCGAAGGUAUCAUGGGAAUCAGCAACUUUAGGGUUUUGGUACACUGAGCUAUUGGAACGAGAGCAGCAGUACAGAGCGUGGCUGCGAAAUGGCAGACCUCAUACAUUUUGGAUGACAGGCUUUUUUAAUCCACAAGGCUUUUUGACAGCUAUGAGACAGGAAGUAACCAGGAGUCAUAAAGGAUGGGCUUUAGAUUCUGUCGUCUUACAAAAUCAUAUAACGAAGCUCAAUCGUGAGGACGUACAUGAGGGACCGUCGGAAGGGGUUUAUGUUUACGGCUUGUUUCUUGAAGGCGCUUCUCUUGACAGAAAAACGGGCAAGCUGAUUGAAUCCAAACCCAAAGUUCUUUAUGAGAAGCCCCAACGAACCGACGCCAAGUACGUCGGCUCAAUAGACUUUGAAACAGACAGCAAUCCCAGACAUUGGACCUUACGAGGAGUAGCUCUACUUUGCGACAUAAAAUAAAAGCAAUAAAAUUUUACAACACUUUUAAUAUCAAUGAAAA